Molecule: messenger RNA, 513 nt
Organism: Thamnophis sirtalis
Lineage: Eukaryota; Metazoa; Chordata; Lepidosauria; Squamata; Natricidae
Source: RefSeq, a predicted model, not a curated record
AUUUCUUCAGCAGGCACAAGAGGAAGAUCCCUAAACUGCAGCUCCCUUAUGUCAAACAGUCUGGAAAGUGCUGGGAACUUCAGCAGUGUCAUGUCACAGAAAUGCAAUCAUCUGUUUGUGGACUCCUCUCUGCCAGACUUGGCUGUAGGACUCAUGCUGCUGGCUGGAUCCCUGACUGUACUAUGCACCUGUCUUAUGAUGUUGGUCAAACUGCUGAACUCUGUGCUCAAAGGCCAGGUGGCCAGAGCUAUUCAGAAGGUCAUUAACACAGAUCUUCCAUCACCUUUUGGAUGGGCCACCGGUUACUUUGCCAUGCUUGUUGGUGCCGGGAUGACGUUUGUUAUGCAAAGUAGCUCUGUCUUCACUUCAGCAAUCACCCCUCUCGUAGGUCUCGGGGUGAUUAGCUUAGAACGUGUGUAUCCACUCACUCUUGGUUCUAACAUUGGAACUACAACCACGGCUAUCCUAGCAGCCCUGGCCAGUCCCGGGGAUAAAUUGGCCAGUGCCUUGCAG